AUGCUCGGAACUUCUAAAAUGUACCUUGCAUUCUUGUUUAAAGUAAAGCACUGGCAGCACAGACGAGAUAAGAAGAAAUGGGAAAAGGAAGAUGAUUUAAAAUGGGAAAAGGAAGAUGAUUUAAAGGCGUACGAACGCAGAGCGAAGGCAGUUUUGCGCGUAAUGUAUGCCACGCUGGUGAAUGUAGUCUACGAGAUGCACGAGCAAGUUAAGGAAUACGCUGCCAAACCAAGUGAUGACCUGAAGAACGUCAACUGGUUGAAUUUCGACUGGUCCAAAAAAUGCUUGUCUUGGUGGUCAGUCUCCGAGAUCUACGAUCUCGUAGACUUCGACCUCGCACGUCUGACCAGAGUUCUGGACCGCGAAGAGCAACGUGAACUCCUUAAAGACCUGGACAAACGCGCCAAGGAUCUGGUCCAUUUCGCCGUGUUCCAUCGAAAAGCAACUGCUGACAAGCGAUAUAAGGAGUGGGUGGUUGCGAUCCGAGGGACGGCCUGGUACAGGGAUGGAUUAUCCGACCUGAAAAUCAUCUUCGAGACGUUUCACACCUCGAGCCUGGUCAAGUUGCUUGAGAAGACAGUGGAACGGCUAUGCAAGGAUUAUGGACCAGAGAACGUGACAGUGACAGGCCACUCGCUUGGAGCUGCAGCGGGGAUGCAUGUCGGCCGGAAUAUGGCGGUGAAGUAUAAAUACUAUCUGGACGCGCACCUUUUCAACCCUCCAUUCGUACAAUGGGAAACUCUCCUCCGCUCAGUGACCAUCAGGAUCCAUCCUUACUACUUAAUGGUUCCUGAGAAGGUUUAUGGGAUCGUCACCAAUGUCAGGGAUAAAAUCUCGGAUAAUAUCUUCGAGUUCUUGGAUAAGGAGCAGUACCAGAAGUUGAAGGAAGAGUUUUGGGCUUUGAGUGACUGGAAACCGCAUCUGUACGUGAACAUGAACGACCCGAUCUGCUCCGAGUACGCAUAUUACUUCAGGCAUUACAAGGACCACCCCAUGUUCUACUCUCUGGUCAACGUCUUCCGUCGUGUCUUGUUCCGCUGCGAAGAUACUUCCCACUUGAUCCCCAAGGCCAUACUGUGCCUGGACACGACGCGUUGUGGGUUAAAAGUUAUUGCGAAUCCGCUCAAGCCUCACAAACUGAAGAACUGGAUGGCCUCUGAUCCUUCCGAGCUCUGCUACAAAGUUAUAUAA
Marchantia polymorpha subsp. ruderalis is the source of this 1191-nucleotide messenger RNA. NCBI's taxonomy places the organism in Eukaryota, Viridiplantae, Streptophyta, Marchantiopsida, Marchantiales, Marchantiaceae. The record is from the annotation of a GenBank genome assembly.